Molecule: messenger RNA, 2845 nt
Organism: Fopius arisanus
Lineage: Eukaryota; Metazoa; Arthropoda; Insecta; Hymenoptera; Braconidae
Product: putative zinc metalloproteinase YIL108W
Exons: 4
Coding region: 78-1721 (547 amino acids)
Source: RefSeq, a predicted model, not a curated record
GACCUCUGCACAGUCCCUCCGCAUGUUCGAAACCGGCUAGGUUUCCUACCCUCGUUGGAUUACAUCAAUUACACAUCAUGGUACUAGCAGACACGAUAACGGACCCAACCCCCCGGGAAUCGUUGCUAAACGGCAACCCAGAGUCGAUAACAAUCUCCAACUUCUCGGACAACGAAACUGUGACCUACUCCCUAGUGCUACUGCGAGGCAAAGCGCCAGCAUUAUGCUCAUACAUAAACAUCAGAAGUCGUAAAAAUACAGUGGCAGAAUGGCCAAUCGUUGGUGGAGAAUUUCGAAUCCUGGUGGAUCUCUCCCGAGGUGAGAACAAACUGGAGCUAGAAGCGGGUGGCCUAAAGCGUCGUAUCACCCUUAUCCACGAGCCCAGGACAACGCGAUUACGAGUGACUCCUGUGUACGUCAUUUGUUCAGGCCACGAUGGUUACUUCCAGGGUCCUAAGACAGAAGACAGAUCCCCGGAGAGUGCAGCAACCCGAAUUGGGUUGGGAGCUAGACUCCUCCAGUGUCUGACAGCGGAGAAAAUGAGGGAAGCAGGUCAUGGACGAAAGACCUUUCAAUUAGAAAGGGAUCUGGAUGGUCCUGAGUGUCUGGUGAUGCACAGUAUGCUGCACGUGGACAAAGCCAGAGCGAUGAAUCAGCGAGAACUCUGGGAGUUGAUUGGACGAGAGCUGAUGACAGGUCCACUGGCAUCAAGGGACAGAAAGUACCUCUCCUUCCUGUCCUGCACGAGGUACAGGGGCUACUCCUCAGGAUCACCUCGAAUUCCCACCCAUGAGUCAACAUUGGCACGAACUCAGGGACACGCAGCCCUCGGUGGAGGUGGACUUGCCCUCUUUGGAUCUGCUUGUCUCCACACGUGGCCCACGUGUCUUCCCCAGGUGUUGAAAAAAUUCCUAGACACAACGAUCGUCGAUACUGAUCAACUCAUGGAUGACAGCAACUACAGGGGCACUCAUGGGGGAUGUUUAGCCACUACUCUGGGAUCUGUUCUCCAUGAAUUGGGCCACACAUUUGAUCUGGGACACACCAGGGAAGGCAUUAUGGGACGGGGAUUUGAUUAUGUGGACAGGGUCUUUGUGGGUGGCACCGGUGUUGAUUCCAAUAAAAAUUCUGUUAGGAGAGACCCUCAGCACACUACUGUAGCUAUCAGUAGACCUCUCAGUGUCACGGUUACUGUUCAGGAACAGGUGAGCUCCCCCAGGAGGGGUCGACUCCUGUCUGAGACCUCGAGACCUUCUCAGUCCAGUCCCCACCUGGGACAGGAGAUUGGAAGACACAGUGGCAGACUAUCAGCCCCUGCCAGCCCUGAGCUCAAUCGAUCUUUCUCAAGGAGUCUGGCGAAUCAUCAGACUCCUUUACCUGAUAGAACCUUCUGGGGGGCCUCAUGCUCAGCCAUCCUGGCCUAUCAUCGGUGGUUCAAUCCUUCAAUCGACAAUUCCUACAGCAGGGAUAUUCAUGAUAACCGGGAGAUCAGCUAUGACGCUAAAAGAAAUGUGGUGAGAUCUCGAUUUGGUGUUCGUGUCAUGGAGUUGCGAGAGUCAUCCGGAGGAAUGGUGGUGAAUUCUCGACAAUUUCCAGGGUGUCGCCCACCCCUUGAGGCCCUCGUCGCCCUCCCACCCUCCCAGUGUCUCUCUCCAUUAACAGUAUUCGCUGAGGACUCUGUUGGGAAUGUCCUGAAGUACCCACUUCCAACUGCCUUCUGAAAAUCAAAAGUACUCGAUUUACACUCGAAUUAUUAAUCCUUACGUUUUCAAUUAAUUUAUGGAAGAGAGAGAGACAGAGAAAGAGAGCAGGCUUGGAACUUACGCUGUGCGUUAUUUCCAUAUGAUAUUUUUAAAAAAUUUUUAAACAUUUUCUUUUGCUUCUGGCUUAUGCUUGAAACUUAUCGAGAUUGUGUGUGGCUGAAGCGAAUUCGAGGGACAUAAUUAAUCAAAAUUGAUAGUUAAGGGAAUUGUACUGACUGAAAUGAUGUACUCGAUGGAGAAACGCUAUUGAUAAAUUUUUCAGAACCUGAAUAUUCCAAUGCACUAAUUAACAAAAUGAUUUAAUGACUGAGAGAAAUCAAUUCAAUGGUAUAAUGCAAUAAGUCGAAUUAUCGUUCUGUUAGAUAUCACUUAGUCUGAAAACGAUGGAUUCUAGAGAGAAAUGUCAAAAGAUCUUUUUCGUCGAGAAUUUAAUCAGCUACAUAAAAGUCCUCUAACAUUUCUAUCUCACGUCGAUAGUUCUUGCAACAAAUCUAUAAUUGAGACAAAUGAAUUUCCGGUUUAUCAAGUGUUGGGAAAUGGAAUUGAUAACUGAGUUAACUCCGAAGGGGAUCUAAAAUUAAUGAGAAUAAUGACGAGGCCUAUUAAUUUCCCAGUACAAACACAUCUAGAAGAACUGAUCGAUUAAAAUGACAUUCAGAUCGAUACGACCAAAAGGAAACAACUUCCGAAGGCUAAUUGAUCCAGUGAGACGUGAUAUGACUUCUGCUAGUCCAUAAAAUUGUACAUUACUGAUCACAUGUACAGUAUUAUUUCAUAAAAUUAUUUUAAUAACAUACCACCAGAAUAGCGAUAGAUGUAUGAAUGACAAUACAGUAUUGUAAUAAUGAACUAUUAUUAAUCAAAUGGCAUGUUUGGUUGUAAUUCCAAUGACUAGUGCUGUAUUUUCCAGACAUUUGGUGCUGUUAAAAAAAUUCACUGCAUUUCCAAAAAGUCGCUCCGGAUAUCAGCAAUUUUUUUUAACAGCGCUACCGAUUUAGGUAAUCCCUGAGUUGCUAUCAUCAAGUGAUCUCAAACGAUACAAUGUUUAUAUAUCAUUAUAUAAAUAAAUACCAACAUCAUAC